AUGGAGCGUCUACAGAGAAGGCUGCCUGUAGCUUUCCUCCUUCUUCUGCCUCUUCUGUCUGUCGACUGUGUCUCCAAUCCAAAAACUACAGUUUCCUGGUGUGUAUUGUCUGUUGCUGAAGAGCAAAAGUGUCUGGAUUUGGCCGGAAACGCUACAGCUCGGAAUAUUAGAGGAACACUGAAAUGUGUCCGUGGCCUGAACACCAGAGACUGUAUGGACAAAAUCAAGAAUGGGACAGCAGAUGCAGCCUCCAUGUUCGCAGAUGACAUUUAUGCCGCUGGCCUCUGCCACGGCCUGGAGCUGGCAGCAGGAGAGUCCCACAAUGGAGUAGAUGGUAAUAGUUACUACGUGGUGGCGAUGGCUCGUCGCUCCUCUUCAGACCUGUCCCUGCUGGAGAUGCAUGAACGCAGCUCCUGUCACCCCGGCAUUCGAACCACGGUGGGGUGGACUGUCCCUAUAGGCUACCUGGUCAACACCUCCCAGAUCAGCGUAGGGGAGCAGUGCAACUUCCCCAGAGCGGUCGGAAACUUCUUUGGUUACAGCUGUGUCCCAGGUGUCAAGGACCCCCAACACGACCCCAGAGGCAACAAUCCCAAGAACCUGUGUGAGGCCUGCAUAGGAGACGAGAACGAUAGACACAUUUGUGCCAACAACCAGAGAGAGCGGCACUACGGAGAGGCAGGGGCCCUGAGAUGUGUGGCUGAAAACCUCGGCGACGUGGCCUUUGUCAAACACACAACGGUCUUUGACAAUCUGGAUGGUAAGAACCAGGAGUCCUGGGCCCUGGAUCUGGAGCUGGAGGACCUGAAGCUGCUGUGCCCGGAUGGGACUGAAGCGGGCCUGGACGAGUAUAGACAAUGCCACCUGGCAGCUGUCCCUGCUAACGCUGUGGUGGUGCGUAUGGAGGACAAGUGCCGCGUUUGGAAGUACCUGGAACGUUUACAGAAUGUGUUUGGCAACGCCACUGAGGGCUUCAGCCUGUUCAGCUCAGCAGGCUAUGGCGAAUCCGAUCUGCUCUUCAGCGAUGCUACCCACCACCUGCAGAGGGUUCUGGGUAGCUACACCUCUUGGCUCGGCCCCUCUUACACCACCAUCCUGCAAGCCUUUGAGUGUGAGGGUAAGUGCCUGUGUGUUAAAGUGUGUUAA
Seriola dumerili (greater amberjack) is the source of this 1146-nucleotide messenger RNA. It is a transcript of the gene otomp, whose product is annotated as otolith matrix protein 1-like. Gene Ontology annotation, biological process: iron ion transport. Lineage: Eukaryota; Metazoa; Chordata; Actinopteri; Carangiformes; Carangidae. The coding region runs from base 1 to 1146 and encodes 381 amino acids. Gene Ontology annotation, cellular component: early endosome; recycling endosome; plasma membrane. The record is from RefSeq and is a predicted model, not a curated record. The transcript has 8 exons.